AUGAUCAAUAAUUUUCAUUCUUCUAGCCAUAUCAUGAAAAAGAAAAGAAAUAUGGGUUGUAGACAUGGUUCUUGGAAUGUUUUCCUCAAUCUUAUUAUUUUCAUGUUUCUUCAUGGAAGUUGUCAAUCCAUCAAAUUAUCUGCCGGGGGAGAGGAUGAUCAUAAUAAUCAAAUGGUUUCAGACGCUCAUAUUGAAAUGGUAGUUCAUCACGAUCACCACCAUCAUCAAGGCCAUCACAUGAUGAUGGAUGAUCCAUCGGUGAUUGUGUUUUUCACUUUUGAUGAUCUUAAGGUUGGGAACACAAUUCCAAUCCACUUUCCUAAAAGGGACCCUUCUUCCUCUCCUCAUUUCUUACCAAGAAAGGAGGCUGAAUCUCUCCCUUUCUCAUCUCAAGAGCUUCCUUCCCUUCUUAGAUUCUUCUCUUUCUCUCCACAAUCCCCACAAGCCAUAGCCAUGGAAGAAACCCUUAAAGAUUGUGAGAGAAAUCCAGCCAUAGGCGAGACCAAGUUAUGUGCUACUUCUUUAGAAUCCAUGCUCGACUUUGCACGUGGCGUCCUUGGAUUCAAUCAUGUCUCGAACAUCCAAUCCGUAUCCACCAUUCAUCUGACGAAAUCAGACAUUCUUUUCCAAAACUUCACGAUCAUGGAUUUCUCUGAAUACAACGCGGCUUCAAAAAUCGUGCCUUGUCAUUCCAUGCCAUACCCUUUUGCGGUGUUCUAUUGCCAUUAUCAAGUGGGAGAAAACAGAGUGUUUAAGGUAUUUUUAAAGGGUGAGAAUGGAGAUAGUGUGGAGGCUGUUGCGGUUUGCCACUUGGAUACUUCCAAUUGGAGCCAAACCCAAGUGGCAUUUCAGGUGUUAGGAACGGAGCCUGGUUCUUCAUCGGUGUGUCAUUUCUUCCCUGCUGAUCAUCUUGUUUGGAUUCCAUCUACACCAGCUUUGAAUUGAUUAAUGUGAUAUUGAGUCCUCCAACCAUGUAUUAUCACCACCAUAAUAAUAAUGUAAUUAAUUAAUGAUGCUUUUAUAUUGGUAAUGUGUCAUAUAUAGUAAUAAUGUAACAUGGUUGUUUACUAAUAUAAAGUGGUAUGUAAUAAGAAAACAAUGUUGUUUUAAUUAAUGAUAUUUGC
Messenger RNA from Impatiens glandulifera, 1124 nucleotides. RefSeq names its product BURP domain protein USPL1-like. Bases 1 to 945 code for a protein of 314 amino acids. NCBI's taxonomy places the organism in Eukaryota, Viridiplantae, Streptophyta, Magnoliopsida, Ericales, Balsaminaceae. The record is from RefSeq and is a predicted model, not a curated record. The transcript is spliced from 2 exons.